AGUGGCGGCUGGGCCGAGGUGGAGCCCGUGGAAGCCCCGCCGGAAGCGCGCUCCAAAUGGGACUUUGAGGACGAGGAGCGGGGCUCCAAGAACAAAUGGGACGAGGAAGAGCACCAGCCCCUCUACACCCAGCAACCAGCCGAAUCCUCUUUUAAUCGUCCCCACAGCGGCACCGACGAUGAAAACAGCCGGCCACGCCUAGACGAUUCGGCUUCGAAAUGGGAAGACGACGACAAUGGCGAAUAUUCACCGGGUGAAAUUGCGAGCCCAGUUCGAAGUGAGAACAAGCCCGAAUCCCAAAUCGUUCUCGAGAAGAUGAACAGUGAGCUGAAAGGAAAAGCGGACGCGUUGCGACGUCAGCUUCUCGAAGACAGGGAACCGGAUUGUGAGAUGAUCGUCAGGAGAUUUGAAGCCGAGCAGCGCGACAAGAUCAACAAGGUCGUCCUGGAGCUGGAGGCCUGGAGGCCAAAAACCCGUAAAAAGGAGAAGAAGGAGAGCAAGCGGGAGAAGGAGAAAGACAAGGAGAAGGAGGGCCGCUCCACACGCAGCUCGAUAAGUGAACGGGAUCGGGAUAGAAGGAGAUCACGCUCAAGGGACCGCAAUCGCAGCCGUGAGCGCAGUGAGCGGGAUCGGGGCCGUGAUCGCGAUCGAGACAGGGAGCGUAGAAGAAGCCGCAGUGCUGAUAGAAAUCGUGACCGUCACUCGGAGCGGGAUCGCCGGAGGAGUCGAAGUGCAGACAGGGAUCGCCGAAAAAGCCCGGACCGGCGCCGUCGU
Molecule: messenger RNA, 774 nt
Organism: Mesorhabditis spiculigera
Lineage: Eukaryota; Metazoa; Nematoda; Chromadorea; Rhabditida; Rhabditidae
Source: the annotation of a GenBank genome assembly